Molecule: messenger RNA, 696 nt
Organism: Phaeoacremonium minimum UCRPA7
Lineage: Eukaryota; Fungi; Ascomycota; Sordariomycetes; Togniniales; Togniniaceae
Product: putative 50s ribosomal protein l1 protein
Exons: 2
Coding region: 1-696 (231 amino acids)
Biological process (GO): translation
Cellular component (GO): large ribosomal subunit
Molecular function (GO): RNA binding; structural constituent of ribosome
Source: RefSeq, a predicted model, not a curated record
AUGGAGCAGUUUUCAUUAUGCGACGCUGUACGAUACGCCCGCGCCUUUGAAGUCGGUCGCCCGCCCACCUCAGUCAAAUACAACAUGGCUAUCAAGCUCAAGACCGCCAAAUCUGGUCCUGUAAUCCGCAAUAGAAUCAGACUGCCGCAUCCCGUCAAGACAGAUGUGCGAAUUGCUGUCAUCUGCAAAGAGGACUCUUCAGUUGCAGCCUCCGCGCGCACAGCCGGCGCGGUUGCCGUUGGUGAAGAGUCGCUUUUCGAGGCCAUUCGCGAGGAUAAGAUCAAUUUCAACAAGCUGAUCUGCCACGUCGACUCCCAGACCGCGCUGAACAAGGCACAGCUGGGUCGCAUCCUUGGUCCUAAGGGCAUGAUGCCUAGUAUCAAGACGAAGACGAUCACCCGCCACGUUGUUCCUCUGAUGAAGGAGCUUGUUGGAGCCGACGACUACCGUGAGCGUGAUGGCGCUGUGCGCCUGGCUGUGGGCCAGCUGGGAUACACACCACAGAUGUUAGCCGACAAUGUUAAGGCGUUUGUGGGCCAGGUCAAGAAGGAUAUCUCUCAGCUGGAAGAUACUGUCACCAAGGAGGUGCACGAGGUUGUCCUGAGCACGACAAAUGGGCCAGGAUUGAGCCUCAACGGAGGUUUCAACUCUACUGAUGAGACCAUUAAACCCGAACAUCUUAGGUCAGUGAUGUAA